Erigeron canadensis is the source of this 1636-nucleotide messenger RNA. Its product is annotated as GDP-mannose 4,6 dehydratase 1. The transcript is spliced from 2 exons. Bases 207 to 1304 code for a protein of 365 amino acids. NCBI's taxonomy places the organism in Eukaryota, Viridiplantae, Streptophyta, Magnoliopsida, Asterales, Asteraceae. Gene Ontology annotation, molecular function: GDP-mannose 4,6-dehydratase activity. Gene Ontology annotation, biological process: GDP-mannose metabolic process. The record is from RefSeq and is a predicted model, not a curated record.
CGACUUCCGUAGUAGAUCUAAAAAAAAUCAAAUAUGUCCACUGACCACGUUAAAACCACCUUGCCGUCUAGUUAACCAAAAAACGCGCGUCAUCACCACUCGCUCUUUUUUCCUUACCUUCCUAUAAAUAACCACUUCAAAUCCCCUCGCCAAAACCCCUCUUAAUUUCUCACACACACACACACACACUCCAAAUCACACAGACGAUGGCAUCCAGCGUGAACGGACAACAACAACCGGCUGAACCGGCACCAAUUAAGCUAAAAGUGGCUCUAAUAACCGGAAUCACAGGUCAAGACGGUUCAUACCUAACCGAACUUUUAUUAAACAAAGGCUACGAAGUCCACGGUCUAAUUCGCCGUUCAUCAAACUUCAACACACAACGGAUCAACCACAUCUACAUCGACCCACACAACGCGCACAAAGCGCGUAUGAAGCUACACUACGCCGAUCUAACCGACGCAUCGUCUCUACGCCGUUGGAUCGAUACAAUCUCUCCUGAUGAGAUCUAUAACUUGGCUGCACAAUCACACGUGGCGGUUUCCUUUGAGAUUCCUGAUUAUACUGCUGACGUGGUUGCUACCGGUUCGUUAAGGUUGUUGGAAGCUUUGAGGUCUCAUAUUGCUUCUACUGGGAGGAGUCAUGUUAAGUAUUAUCAAGCGGGUUCGUCGGAAAUGUUUGGAUCUACGCCUCCGCCUCAGGCGGAGGAUACUCCGUUUCAUCCGCGGUCGCCUUACGCCGCUUCGAAAGUUGCUGCUCAUUGGUAUACAGUUAACUACCGGGAGGCAUAUGGGAUCUUUGCCUGCAAUGGCAUUCUCUUCAACCAUGAAUCACCUCGAAGAGGUGAAAACUUUGUGACAAGAAAGAUCACUAGGGCAGUUGGCAGGAUCAAGGUCGGCCUGCAGAGCAAGCUGUUUUUAGGAAAUUUGCAGGCUUCAAGAGAUUGGGGAUUUGCAGGGGAUUAUGUGGAGGCAAUGUGGUUGAUGCUACAGCAAGAGAAGCCAGACGACUAUGUAGUGGCAACUGAAGAAUCACACACAGUGGAGGAGUUUCUUGAGAAAGCAUUUGGGUAUGUUGGUUUGAACUGGAAGGAUCAUGUAGCGAUUGAUAAAAGGUACUUUAGGCCCACUGAAGUGGAUAACUUGAAAGGUGAUUCGAGCAAGGCGAGGAAAGUUCUUGGGUGGAAACCUAAAGUUGGGUUUGAGCAGUUGGUGAAGAUGAUGGUUGAUGAAGAUAUUGAGUUAGCCAAGAGAGAGAAAGUUCUUGUUGAUGCAGGAUACAUGGAUGCUCAACAACAGCCUUGAUCAGUUGAUCUUGAUCCUGAUCAUGAGCUGGUAUCGAAUCUGUUAUGGCUAUACUUAUACUAUUUAAUUGUUGGUGUUUUUCAUAUAAUUUGGUUAUAGUAAUUCUUCCUUUUUCAAUUGUAAUUCUUCCUUUUUGUGUUUAGAAGUUUCUCUAAUGUUGAGUACAAUCUUUACCUCUGGUUCAAAAUCCGAGAUUUAUGAAGUUUACAGGUAGGGGAGUUAAUUGAUGUGGAGGCUGUGGGCAUAAUCCAGUAGUGUUAUUUUGCAAAAUCUUAUACAAUGUACUAUUUCGGAAUUUUUAUAUAAUAUAUUUAUUACCAGUGUUCCCAAUA